Molecule: messenger RNA, 1704 nt
Organism: Marmota flaviventris (yellow-bellied marmot)
Lineage: Eukaryota; Metazoa; Chordata; Mammalia; Rodentia; Sciuridae
Gene: Slc2a2
Product: solute carrier family 2 member 2
Biological process (GO): dehydroascorbic acid transport
Cellular component (GO): brush border; plasma membrane
Molecular function (GO): D-glucose transmembrane transporter activity
Source: RefSeq, a predicted model, not a curated record
CAACACGGGACCUGGAAUUAAGAAGAGGACUCCAGCCCAGUACAAUGACAGAAGAUAAGAUCACUGGAACUUUGAUUUUUGCUGUCUUCACUGCUGCCCUGAGUUCCUUCCAGUUUGGGUAUGACAUUGGUGUGAUCAAUGCACCUCAAGAGAUAAUAAUAUCCCAUUAUAGACAUGUCUUGGGGAUUCCACUGGAUGACCGAAAGGCUACCAACAACUAUGCUGUCAACAGCACAGAAGCACUGCCCACAGUCACAUACCCAGCGAACCUAGUACCAGCUGGGGAAGAGGCUAUGGCAUCUGCUGGCCUAAUCACCAUGCUCUGGUCCCUGUCUGUGUCCAGCUUUGCAGUUGGUGGAAUGAUUGCAUCAUUUUUUGGUGGAUGGCUUGGGGACAAGCUUGGAAGAAUCAAGGCCUUGAUGGUAGCAAACAUUCUCUCAUUAGCUGGAGCUCUUUUGAUGGGGUUUUCCAAAUUGGGACCAUCUCAUAUUCUUAUAAUUGCAGGAAGAAGCAUAUCAGGACUCUACUGUGGGUUAAUCUCAGGGCUGGUUCCAAUGUAUAUUGGUGAAAUUGCUCCAACCACGCUCAGGGGUGCUCUUGGCACUUUUCACCAGCUAGCCAUUGUCACGGGCAUACUUAUUAGUCAGAUUGUUGGCCUUGAGUUUAUCCUGGGCAAUCAUGAUCUAUGGCACAUCCUGCUUGGCCUGUCUGCUGUGCGGGCCCUCCUCCAGUUUCUGCUACUCUUCUUCUGUCCAGAAAGCCCCAGAUAUCUUUAUAUCACGUUGGAAGAAGAAGCAAAAGCAAAGCAAAGCUUAAAAAGACUCAGAGGAAGUGAUGAUGUCACCAAAGACAUAAAUGAGAUGAAAAAAGAAAAAGAAGAAGCAUCAAGUGAGCAGAAAGUCUCCAUAAUUCAGCUCUUCACUGAUUCUAGCUACAGACAGCCUAUCAUUGUGUCAUUGAUGCUGCAUGCGGCUCAGCAAUUUUCUGGAAUCAAUGGGAUAUUCUACUACUCAACCAGCAUUUUUCAGACAGCUGGAAUCAGCAAACCUGUUUAUGCAACCAUUGGAGUUGGUGCCAUCAACCUGGUUUUCACUGUUUUCUCUGUAUUGCUUGUGGAGAAGGCAGGGCGGCGCUCUCUGUUUCUAAUUGGAAUGAGUGGGAUGUUUUUCUGUACCAUCUUCAUGUCACUGGGACUUGUUCUUCUGGAUAAGUUUGCUUGGAUGAGUUACGUGAGCAUGACGGCCAUCUUCCUCUUUGUCAGUUUCUUUGAAAUUGGACCAGGCCCCAUCCCCUGGUUCAUGGUGGCCGAGUUUUUCAGUCAAGGACCACGCCCCACCGCUUUAGCACUAGCUGCAUUCAGCAACUGGUUCUGCAAUUUCCUUGUAGCUCUGUGUUUCCAGUACAUUGCGGACUUCUGUGGACCUUAUGUGUUUUUCCUCUUUGCUGGGGUGGUCCUGGCCUUUAUAGUGUUUACGUUUUUUAAAGUUCCAGAAACCAAGGGAAAGUCUUUUGAGGAAAUCGCUGCCGAAUUUCGAAAGAAGAGUGGUUCAGCCCCAAGGCCAAAAGCGGCUGUAGAAAUGGAAUUCCUUGGAGCUACAGAGACUGCAUAAAGAUGACUGCUUUUUUAUAUGAACAGGAAGGAAACUGUUUUUAAGUGACUCCUUGAGAAUUUUGUAUCUACAUCUUCAAGUAUGCUUUAUUUUU